Molecule: messenger RNA, 849 nt
Organism: Falco peregrinus (peregrine falcon)
Lineage: Eukaryota; Metazoa; Chordata; Aves; Falconiformes; Falconidae
Gene: TTC22
Product: tetratricopeptide repeat domain 22
Exons: 4
Molecular function (GO): protein binding
Source: RefSeq, a predicted model, not a curated record
AUGACUUGGUCUCCCACCUGCCCUGACUUCUCCUCCUUAGCCCUGGCCUGGUGCUACCUGGGGAUGCUGCUGAAAGAAACAUUUCCCACCACCCCAACGGGGAUCUAGGACUGUGGCUUCUCUGAGACUGACCUUCUAAAUCGCUUUGGCAAGGGGCUAGAAACAGUGAAAGACAACCCUGCUGUCCUGAACCACCUGGCAAAUAUCUCCCACUUCCUGGGCAAGCAGGAGAUGGCCAAAGGGAUGUGCCACAUGGCACUGGAGGUCCUGCAGAACCCACAGCUCUGCCAGGCAUACUGCACCCAGGCACAGAUCUACAUGAAGAUGCGUCUGCAAGAUCUGGAACAAGAUCUUGGUCCUCAAGGUUUGUCUGUACCUAAGGACAAACCUGGACAUGGACCAGGUGAGGAUGGGUACAUCAUACCCCUGAGAUCCCAGGGAGCUCCUUGCAGCAUCCCCAUGUUUUCAUUAACUCUCAGCCCUAAACAGAUGAAACUCCUGGACAAAGCCAUGGAGUUUGACUUGGGCGAUACCGUUCCUGAACUGCAGCUCUUCAGUGGCAAAUGCCUAUGGCUUAAAAGCCAGGAAACACCAUCGAGUGCUUCCACUAGCAUCAAGUGCUUCAAGUGGGCCAUCAGACUGAAAAAUGCAGGCUCUACCAAAAGCCUGCAGUGCCUCCUGAAGCCACUGCUUAUGCUCUUUGGUCAGAUGAAGCUGAAGACAGAAAUGCUGAUGCAGGAGGUGGAGCGGUGGGUUAAGAAAGAUGAGGAGAAAUUCCCAUGGUAGCACCUGCAGCAGGAGCUGAGGACGGUCUGUUGCAACCGCCCACCGGAGGUGAUCCAGCCAUGA